Bolinopsis microptera is the source of this 2089-nucleotide messenger RNA. RefSeq lists its product as uncharacterized. The transcript has 4 exons. NCBI's taxonomy places the organism in Eukaryota, Metazoa, Ctenophora, Tentaculata, Lobata, Bolinopsidae. The record is from RefSeq and is a predicted model, not a curated record. Bases 223 to 774 code for a protein of 183 amino acids.
CAUAAAAAUACCUAUUUAUAUUGAUCGGAAUGUCAGUUUAAUAAACGCUCGUUCAGAUAAAACGUAAUAAAAAUAUCAUUACAGUUGCUAGGAAUAUCCCCCGGUGACAUCCAAAACAACAGACUGCAGAUCUUCUUCCCCUACUUCAUCUUGGUAGAUGUGCCCCUUCUCAUACCCACCAUCGUAUCAGUUUUCCUUUCCUUCGCUGUUCUCUUCAAAAUUAUGUAUAAACGCUACCAAUACAUCACUGAGAAACAAAACCAGUUGGUGUUAUCAACUUCGGUGCAGUUAAACAAGUGUUCCAACAUGAGCAAGCUCCGGGCAGCUAUAAUGUGGACAAAGGUGGAUAACCACAAGGUAAAAUCACUGACGCGAGCAAGUUGCACCAUGUUAAUAAUAGUUCUCAGCUACACAAUCUUCUACAGCUACACCUGGUUUAUCUGUAUAGCUAACACUCUGGUACUUCUCGGUGCUCAGCUCCCCUCAUUUAGCAAGAUGACAACAGAUCGCGCCUGGAUGUACAUCUCCAACUCAUUCCACAUCACCGUGUUUUUCCAGUCAGCACUGACGCCCUUCAUCGUGUACUACCGUGUCAUUGCUAACUUUUCUGCGUCUGGUCAAGGUGGCAAGUCGACCACCGUGAAACACAGGACAAACAAUUCCGACCAUCAUGUCAAUAAUCAGAAAAUGGUGAACUCAAAGAAUAAGAAUGGACGGAGUUGUGAUUAUGUGCCGGAUAAAAAUCAAAAUGGAAAGGAACAGAAGUUUGUAUGAUAGUUUAAGUUUCCUUUCAUGUUGUUUUUAAGCUGUGUUUUCUUUCAUUCCUUCCACUGCAUUAUUGGAAGAUCUGACAGUGACCACAAAUUUGCCGUUCGAUUUUAUGAUCUUUGUUCAUAUAACAACUCACAUAAUUCAAAAAAUGUGGUUAAAUUGAUUAAACUCAAAUUUAUAUGCGACAUUUUAACAAGGUCUGGUUACAAAUAAUAAAACAAAUAAUUCAUAGCUUUUAAGGUUUAGUUCAUUUUUAAAGUCUAGUUCAUUUUUAGAGUCUAGUUCAUUCUUACUUGAUUAUUGUUGGUUAAGCUUAGGCUGUUUAGGUUUUUGGUCGAGUGUUAUCGGGAUAACUUCUGUAGUGGAUGUACAGCAAUACUAAGGUGAUGUAAAUAGGACUACUGCGGACCCUCUACCGGCCAAACCUUUUCAACAAAGCCGCACUCCGCAGUCAUGGGUUCGGUGAACGGUAGCUAAAAGCGCGCUAAAAAAAGGUUUUUGUCGGACGUGUAUUAUUCGAGUGGAAGUUAUCAGACAGAAACCUCAGUUAAUCAUUUAGAAUUUUAUUUAUUUACCAGUGUUCAGUGAAACUGAAAUGUUCUAAUUUCCUAGAGAGUGAUCAUCGAAAUUUAUGAAAUUAUGACAAAUUAUUUGUCAUAAUUUCAUAGUAAUACAGAUUAUUGCUGUAAUAGAAUUGUUCAUAUCGAAAUGAAGCGAGCGACAGAUCACUUGAAAAAAUAUAUUUAUUGCCAGCCAAUUUCGAUUGUUUCCAUUAUAAUUAGCAAUGUAAAUUAUGAAUAAAAAAUUACGUUCUUUAAUACUGAACAAUGAAACCACAGUAUUGUAAUGGAAAUUAAUAUAAUUAUGUUCACAAAAACAUACUUUCGCUGAAUUCUAAGACAGAAUGACUGCGGGAAUUAUAGAAUAUAUUCCGGGAAUACCCUGAAUUAUAAAAACUUACCGAAAACAUUUGUUGUAAUCACUGAACAGAGUCUGAGCACUGCUUGGGUAAUAAAACUAAACUUUUUUAACCAUCCAAAUCUAUGCAAUUUACAAAUGGACGACACAAGUUGCUCAGACAACACAGUGAAAAGGAAAGAUUUCAAACUCUAGAGGAAUUUCUUAAUUCUUUCACGGUUAAUAUCUUAAAUAAUAGAUAGGAAUUUUAAGGAGUUAACUUGUGGCGUCCCAAUGUCAUAUUAGUGAUCGCAGUUCUGUUGAAAAAAUAAAUAAAUUGUUUGAUGUAUAACAAUCUUUUAGUUUUACAUUAUUGUAAAUGGUAAAUGUAUUUGUUCCGCUGGAAGUAUUUUAAGUUAAA